Messenger RNA from Rotaria sp. Silwood2, 708 nucleotides. NCBI's taxonomy places the organism in Eukaryota, Metazoa, Rotifera, Eurotatoria, Philodinida, Philodinidae. The record is from the annotation of a GenBank genome assembly.
AUGAGUUUAACAACUAAACGACAAUUACCAAAUCUAAAUAAUGAAAAAAUUCGACAAUUAAAUUCCGUAUUAAUUAAUACAGAAGAUAACAUACGAAAUGUUCAACAAAAUUUCGAGUCAUUUAAACAAACAACAUCUUUAGUAGAUAAAUUUAGAAAUAAUGGUAGUAAAUCAACAAUACCAAGAAAUAAAGGUGAUCGUUUCAAUAAUGAUGGUAGCAAACAAUCGAUAUUAUCAAAUGAACAUGAUAAAGCUAAACAUGAGACCAGUAAAACAACAAAACAACAAUUAAAUUCAUUACUACUAUACAAAUAUGUAUUUUCACAGGUUGGUCAUUCACGUCACGAUCGACGUUUACAAGAAAUAGAACUUGAAAUAAAACGACAUAGAGAAGAACAACAACGAAAAUUAACAACAUCACUACAUAAUGAAGGCGAUAAGAUUUUACAAGCACAAUCUAUAUAUAAUAAACAAACACAUGAAUUUUCAUUACAAAAUACAAAACGACACUUAGAAGAAAAUGAAAUAAAUAGCACGUUAUUAACACAACAGAAUUCAGCAACUUUACUCGAUUGUGCUAAAUCAAUUCGAGAAAAUGUAACACAAUUUAAAAACCAAUUAAUGAGAAAUGAAAUAACAUAUGAGAAACAAAUACAAAAUGUUGAAGAUUUAUCUCCAUUAUUAAAUCAACGACGAAAAACAGGUUAG